AUGUCUUCAAACUCGAAUCAACACGCUCCGGUCAUUGACCACACCUCUCAGGCAGCUUCGAAUGCCCAUUUGGAUCCAAACAAUGGCUAUCCGGCAAGUGAUAACCAGCUUGCUGGCUUAGUGGAGGCUGCGACCGCGGCGGCGGACCAAGACCAGGACCUCUCACACUGGGCUGCUGCUGCUGCCACUGCAGUCAGCCACCAACACUUGGAUGGCUAUGGCACUGAGAUGCAUCUUGCUGAGGAUGGGUUCGGCGAUGCAAACUUCGGUGCUGCCAUGGGAAGUGGAAGACACUUGAGAGUCCCCAACGACCAUUCCCAGAGCCCCGGGCUCUCUCGUACCGUGUCGAAGAAAAGAAAGCGGAAUGAUGAUAAUCUCGAUCCUGCGUUAGCUGCGGCUGGAAUUUCCGAGAAUCAGCAGCAUGCGCAAACAUCCCAUCAAGCAUCACUUGGAUUCCCCGGUGAUAAUAUGGACAUUCGGUCUGCGCCGCCACAAUCUUUGAAUGAAGCUCGUGCAGUAGGUGUGCACUCGGCCGCCGCGCUCUUCCGUCAGCCGUCGACUAAUAAGAAGUACACUCGUCCUCCAAUGUCGAAGUUGUUUGCUUCGCUUGAGUUGUCCCCGGAAAAUUUCCUGCAUCUGCAAGCUGCGGCAAAGGGAUACAUGCUCAAUGAUGAGCACCCAGAGCGGCGGGAUUGUGUAGGGCAGCGAGGCAAAGGGGAUACUGAAAUGGUCAAGUUACGUCUGUGGAAUUGCGUCAGACACUUUCUCGAAGCUGAGGGCAAUGGAGAUCGGUUCUUUGGAGAGAAUGUCGUAAAUGAAGGCAUGGGUCCACGAACCUACAUAUGGCCUCGUGACCAGCAGAAAAUUAUCUCUCUGGUGAUACCAUUGUUGCGAAGAAUGGUAACAAACGAAAGGCAAAGACAAUACGCAAUUGAAACACGAAAAGUGGGGGGCUCAGAUGACCGCCGCCGGCGUCAAACUAAUGAGGGUUUGCAAGAACUGAAUGAAGAAGUGAAUGGUGCCACCUAUUCGCCAGAUCAGUCAGCUCAAGUGCGCGAGAACAAUCGCACUAGUGACCUAGAACGUAACAUUCAGUCCGCUCCUCCUCCAACUCACUCUAACAACUCCCUCGCCCUCAAUCCUUCUGACAACUCUCUCAACCCUUCCAACUUCAUCAAUAUCGGCCUUCCUCAACUCCUUGAGGAUAACUUUCUUUUUGAUUACGACGAAUUCGUUAAAUCUUACGAUACGAUGAAUGCGUUUGGCGAAUUGUCGAGGCUUUUCGGUCUGUCUGGGCUUCAGGAGUCCGAAUUCCGUGGAAUCGUCGCCGCCGUGGAUAACCAUCACAUGGCUAUCCAUGGAGGCCCUGGCCAGGUUUGCCCACCUGCCUGUGAGGCCGCCAAUGUGCAGCGAAUCGUCGAAGCGCCGUCAACAGCCGCUUUUAACUGGAAUUAUGGCGGCACCCAAGCCGGCCCCGCGCGCACCAAGUUCGCAACCUUCAUCACCGAAAGUGUUUCGCAAGUCAGGAACGAUAUUGUGGAACACCGUGAAUCGACGGACCUCCACCGCAACAUCACCCAGCAGUCCGGGAGAGGGCUAAACAUAGUCCCGGCGACGGACCCCUCGAACCAGCUGAUCGUCCGCCUGAACGUCAUUCGGGAGGGGAGACGCGUUCUUCCUCCCUUUGACGUUCAGGCGGACAUGCUGUCCAGCGUGAACUCGGUAAAGGGCGUCAUCGCCAACCGGUAUAUGCUACAGAUUCUGGACCUGAGUUUUGGUCAGUUCAACGCUGAUCACGACGUUGCGGACUCAGCGCUCGAGCGAGCGACUGCGGCCUGGACUUUGAAAGCCUUGUUGCCAGACGGUCUUGUCGAGAUUGACAAUAACGAGGACUGGCUAAUUGCCAUCGACUCCAUCCAGGAGACUGACUGGAUGGACAACAAGCUUAAAGUCCUGGUGGAUAUUGGUCCUUACAUCGAACGGUAG
Penicillium verhagenii is the source of this 1986-nucleotide messenger RNA. RefSeq lists its product as uncharacterized. NCBI's taxonomy places the organism in Eukaryota, Fungi, Ascomycota, Eurotiomycetes, Eurotiales, Aspergillaceae. Bases 1 to 1986 code for a protein of 661 amino acids. The transcript is spliced from 2 exons. The record is from RefSeq and is a predicted model, not a curated record.